Messenger RNA from Suillus subalutaceus, 1852 nucleotides. Its product is annotated as kinase-like domain-containing protein. The coding region runs from base 366 to 1613 and encodes 415 amino acids. Lineage: Eukaryota; Fungi; Basidiomycota; Agaricomycetes; Boletales; Suillaceae. Gene Ontology annotation, cellular component: nucleus; cytoplasm. Gene Ontology annotation, biological process: intracellular signal transduction; protein phosphorylation. The record is from RefSeq and is a predicted model, not a curated record. The transcript is spliced from 14 exons. Gene Ontology annotation, molecular function: protein serine/threonine kinase activity; ATP binding.
GGCAUUGGUACUAUCGAUAUUGUACAUGAGUUCCCCGCCCUGCAGGGUUUUCGCUGUAUUCAGGUGAACUAGGCCGUCCAUGAGGCCUUUUGACAGACAUGAACUUGAACUUUGUCUCUACAUGGCCACAGUAGGCUAUGCAAGGCCAAUCUUACCAAGAUCUCUCAACGGUUGUACUCGAACAAAUCUUGUCGUCUUGCUAAUGGUCAUACGUACAUGCAGUGCAGAGAACAAUCAGCGCUAUGUAUGUAGCAUUGACCGGGACCACGGGAUACUCAUGUAUGGACAUGUUUGGUGUGAUCUGAUCCAAUAUCCUGUACAUCGCCCUUCAAAUCGAAUCCCAAGCUUGAAUAAUCUAUCAAGCAAUGAGCCGCCAGCCGAUCUCGCGACACACCUUCACCGCGCUUAAUAGCACUUUCAUCGUUGACGGCGAGUACCAGUUCGUCAAGGAGCUUGGUCAGGGCGCGUACGGUUGUGUUGUUGCUGCCCGCCACCGUCGAUCAGGCGAGGGAUGCGCGAUCAAGAAGAUCACGAACAUUAAUACCAAGGUGCCUAUCUUUGCUUCACAAAUCAGAUUGUUACAUCAUUUCAGGGGACACAAGAAUAUCACAUGCCUAUAUGACAUGGAUAUCGUCUUCCAAUCCAAUGGGAAUUUUGACGAAGUCUAUCUCUAUGAAGAAUUGAUGGAGGCUGAUCUUCAUGCCAUCAUCCGGUCUGGACAACCGCUCACCGACGCACACUUCCAGUCCUUCCUUUACCAGACCCUCUGCGGGCUUAAAUACAUUCACAGUGCCAACGUGCUCCACCGCGAUCUUAAGCCCGGAAAUCUCCUUGUCAACGCAGACUGCGAGCUCAAAAUAUGCGACUUUGGCCUGGCUAGAGGCUUUACCCCUGGUGGUGGUACGAGCAAGAGCGCCGGAAACCAGGGGUUCAUGACGGAGUACGUCGCAACACGAUGGUAUCGUGCGCCAGAAAUCAUGCUUAGCUUCGCGAAUUAUACGACGGCCAUUGACGUCUGGUCUGUCGGCUGUAUCCUUGCCGAGCUCUUGGGCGGCAAGCCAAUUUUCAAAGGACGAGACUAUGUCGACCAACUGAACCAAAUCCUUCACUACCUCGGUACACCCUCUGAGGACACUCUCCGCCGUGUCGGAUCUCCAAGGGCUCAAGACUACAUCCGCUCUCUCCCCAUCAAGCCACGCGUGCCUUUCCAGACACUCUACCCGCACGCCAACCCACUCGCCAUCGACCUCCUGCAGCAGAUGCUCUGCUUCGACCCCGCCAAGCGCAUCAGUUGCGAGGCUGCGCUCAACCACCCGUAUCUGCAGCCGGUCUGUGAUACCAAAUUUGACUUUUCGUUCGAGGAGGAAGACUCUAUCGAGGGAAUGAAGAGGCUCAUCAUCGAGGAGGUCCAAUCGUUCCGUGCUGAGGUGCGCGCUCAGGCAAGGGCCACGGGCCAGAUCAAGAGACAAGACAGUCUACCCAUCCCCUCUCGGGACGAGAUUAUCAGCUCGCCGGUGCAGGAGUACGGCCCACGCCCAUCGUCGCCUAUCAUGGAUGACCCUAGCGAUGCGCUUGAAAAGGAGCUUGCGGGGACGCAUAUUGGGAGGCGAUGAUCGAUUCACUGGUUAUCUGGUUUGAGCAUGAUUUCUUGCUUCGCGUUUGUUGUUCCUGGACGUUGUGACUGUUUGUUAGAGCUCGUAAUGAUGUGCGGACAUGGAAACAGUACUGGAAAAUGCAAAGAUGCUACAUACAUACUUAUGUACAUUACGUUUCUUGUACCGAAAGCAAGAUAGAGUUUGUCCGCUGUAUGUGAAGUUGCACCGGUACAUCUUCGCCGCGGUCAUUUACAGAA